This is a messenger RNA of Peronospora belbahrii, 3039 nucleotides long. NCBI's taxonomy places the organism in Eukaryota, Oomycota, Peronosporomycetes, Peronosporales, Peronosporaceae. The record is from the annotation of a GenBank genome assembly.
AUGUCUUCUUUAUCUAACUUUCAUGUCACUACACCACCCUGGACACCUGCAUCCGAAAGUUUCAACAGUAGCGACUCGCCUCCUUCUUCAAAUUCCGAGAACGAUUCUGACUAUUUGCCAGAUUCUAGAACCCGUUUAGAACGACAGAUGAAAAAAGCUAAAAAACAAACGACUCAAAAACGGCAAGAGAAGGGUCGAAAAACGAGUCGAAAACAGGAUCAGCUAAGCAUGGAAUCAGACAUGGACUCAGAAAUACUAACCGUUCAUGAGAAAGUUGUCAUGUCGGCUACAAAAAGACCAGAAAAUGAUCGAAAAGUUGCGACGUGGGCAGAUGAUGGUAAUGUGGAUCAAUAUCGGCGUCGAGUGCGUGAAUUACGUCAAGAAUUUCAACAUUCCGUGACUGAAAAUCGCAAAACAUUUUACAAUUCUCCAAGACCUUCUUUUGAUGAUAAGGUGAACGUUACGGAACAUGAUGAGAGAGAGACAGAAAAUCAAGUGGAGAAGAUGGGACAGGAUCAAUUUUAUUCGCCAUGGGAUGUCAUUGAAACAACAUCAGGACUCUUAGUACCAACUUACGUGAUGCAUCAAUUGCUACCACAUCAACGAGAAUGUCUCGAGUGGCUACAUAAACUUCAUGAAAGAGGUGUUGGUGGGAUCCUAGGCGAUGAUAUGGGUCUUGGAAAAACAGUGCAGCUUGCAGCCUUUUUUAGGAUCACUCCAUCGUGCAAGAAGAUUGCAAACUGUGUUGUUGUUAUGUCCAGCGUCAGUGUUAUUGCAGUGGGAACAGGUGUAAACACGUCAAGUUCAAGUGAGUGUUAUGAACGUUUGAUUGAAGAGGUGUUUUGCUUUCAAGAUGAAGCAUCGGAUGCUGAAGUUGCAGAUAGUGGCUAUCGUGAAAUACAAGAAGAGGUGCCGACUGGUGGUGGUGUGAUCAUUACUACAUAUGAGAAUGUUCGACAGUAUCAGAGCUUGUUUCUUACGCGCGAGUGGGACUAUGUUGUGUUGGAUGAAGGACACCGUAUACGCAACCCAGAUGCUGGAACGACCCUCGCUUGCAAACAGUUGCGAACAAUCCAUCGUAUUAUUCUCUCUGGCACACCAAUUCAGAACCGACUUCGCGAGCUUUGGUCGCUAUUUGACUUUGUAUAUCCAGGACGUUUAGGUACCUUGCCAACCUUUGACGACGAGUUUGUGCUGCCGAUACGAGCUGGAGGAUAUGCUACAGCAACCAAGAUGCAGGUCAUGAUGGCGUACAAGUGUGCACUUGCCUUAAAAGAUCUCAUCCAGCCGUUUUUUCUCCGCCGUACAAAGCAAGAGAUACUGGCUCAUGGUGCCAGUGGCGAAAUGGGUGCAUUGCUUCCUGGAAAACAAGAACAGAUUAUAUUUUGCCGACUUACAGCGAGACAGCGCACAUUAUAUAAGCGUUUCUUAGCCUCACCUGAGAUCGCGUCGGUAUUGCGUCGAGAUAUUCGACCAUUUCGGGCCAUUUCCGUACUGCGGCAUAUUUGCAACCACCCGGACUUGCUGGCCUCGUUUGGUGAUGGAAGAUUGGCGGAUAAGAAACGGCAAACUUAUGAGGACGAGGAGGACAGUGAUGAACGCUAUACCGACAUUGCUGGUUUAUUGGAUGACCCUGAAGACGAAAAAAUAGACGAAAGUAACGAACCUUUUGGCGCAGUAUCGGCUAGUGGAAAAAUGGUUGUUUUGCGCAAGGUGCUAACAAUAUGGAAAAAGCAGGGUCACCGAGUAUUGAUCUUUACACAAACACGCUGUAUGCUGGAUAUUUUAGAAAGCUUUAUGGCAAGUGUUGGUCAUACAUGUACUCGUCUUGAUGGAACGAUGGGUGUAGCAGAGCGACAAAAGCGACUUGAUGCAUUCAACGCGCCUGACAGCAAACUUUUUGCGUUUCUGUUGACAACUCGUGCUGGUGGUAUUGGUGUAAACUUGGUUGGUGCCGACCGUGUUGUGGUAUUUGAUCCUGACUGGAAUCCGUCAACGGAUCUUCAGGCUCGUGAACGCGCUUGGCGCAUUGGCCAGCAAAAACCGGUGACUGUGUAUCGAUUUGUUACUGCUGGAACGAUCGAAGAGAAAAUCUAUCACCGACAGAUUUUCAAACAGUACCUUAGUAGCAAGGUAUUGCACGAUGCCAAGCGAAAACGGUGUUUCAACAAGCACUCACUGCGAGAUUUAUUUGUGCUAGCGGAUGAGGAAGGAGAGGGAGAGGGAGUUGCGGAGACGAACGAGUUGUUUAUCGCUGGUAACGUGGAUCGGCCUGCUGAGCGGGACGAUAGCGAAAAGGAAGAUGAAGAAAGUGGCCAGCAAUCUGGAAACAGUAAAAGCAACAAGGAUGAUGGCGACAAUGACGUUGUGCUGAGACAAUUGUUUGACGGUGGCGAUGUGCGCGGCGUGUUUGAUCACUCGGCGGUUGAGUCCCAUGGCGUGCAAAACCAAGAAGCCGAUUUAGUGGAGAUAGAGGCGACGAAAAUUGCGCAAGGGGCACUGAUUGCACUUCGCGCAUCUGGUGCUCUUGUACGACAACAGCGCGAGACUAUCUAUACACCAACAUGGACAGGCCGAUCAGGUGCAGCUGGAGAUCCAUGUCAACGGCAUGAGCCAAAUGGAUCCGUUCGUGGUCGUACUACCUUACGAGGUCGUGGUCGGGGUCGAGGUUCUGGAAAAAGUGGACGAAAUGGUGGACUUUCAUCACGUGAUAUGCUUGCAAGGAUUAAACAGAGACGUGAUGGUAUUGCAAAUCCGACAAAUCAAGUUCAUGUUCGACCUCACUCUCGAGCCUCUGACCUUUGUCAUGCCUCAAAUUCUGUAUCAUUGAAUGCAAGCGACAUGGCCAAGCGUUUGCAUUCAUUUUUGAUUGCCAAUGAGACGAAAGGGGUGACAACCGAACGGCUUUUGAACCAUUUUGGUCAUGUGAUUGGACCCAAGGAUAAACUCGUUUUUCGUCAUGUUUUACGUGAUAUGGCGAUCUGUCGAGGUCGUUGUUGGACAUUAAAGUCGUCGUAUGCUACAACAAUCGACUCGUAA